GGGCGGCGGCGGCGGGCGGCCUGCGCGGGGCCGUAGCGCGGCGGGGCGGACGCUCCCCACCCGGCGUCGCGGGGGGCGGCAACGCGGCCAUGGCCAAGGAGCGGCGGAAGGCCGUGCUGGAGCUGCUGCAGCGGCCGGCGAACGCGCGCUGCGCGGACUGCGGCGCCCCGGAUCCUGACUGGGCCUCAUACACCCUAGGGGUGUUCAUCUGUCUGAGCUGCUCUGGAAUUCACCGGAACAUCCCUCAGGUCAGCAAGGUGAAGUCCGUCCGCCUGGACGCCUGGGAGGAUGCCCAAGUGGAGUUCAUGACCUCCCGCGGAAACCAUGUCGCCAGAGCCACAUUCGAGUCCAAAGUGCCCCCCUUCUACUACCGGCCCUCGGCCUCCGACUGCCAACUCCUGCGGGAACAGUGGAUCCGGGCCAAGUACGAACGGCAGGAGUUCACCCACCCCGAGCGUCAGGAGCCCUACUCUGCAGGGUACCGAGAAGGCUUUCUCUGGAAGCGCGGCCGGGACAACGGGCAGUUCUUAAGCCGGAAGUUUGUGCUGACGGAACGCGAGGGGGCCCUCAAGUAUUUCAACAGAAGUGACGCCAAGGAGCCCAAGGCCAUCAUGAAGAUCGAGCAUCUGAAUGCCACCUUCCAGCCGGCCAAGAUCGGUCACCCGCAUGGCCUGCAGGUCACCUACCUGAAAGACAACAGUACUCGAAACAUCUUCGUCUACCACGAGGACGGCAAGGAGAUGGUGGACUGGUUCAACGCGCUCCGUGCUGCCCGCUUCCACUACCUGCAGGUGGCCUUCCCAGGGGCCAGCGACGCGGACCUGGUGCCGAAGCUGUCCCGGAACUACCUUCAGGAAGGCUACAUGGAGAAGACGGGGCCCAAGCAGACGGAAGGCUUCCGCAAGCGCUGGUUCACCAUGGACGACCGGAGGCUCAUGUACUUCAAGGACCCCCUGGACGCCUUCGCUCGCGGGGAGGUCUUCAUCGGCAGCAGGGAGAGUGGCUACACGGUGCUGGACGGGCUCCCGCCGUCCACCCAGGGCCACCACUGGCCGCACGGCAUCACCAUCGUCACGCCAGAGCGCCGGUUCCUACUAGCCUGCGAAACGGAGUCAGAGCAGCGGGCGUGGAUGGAGGCCUUCCGGAAGGUGGUGGACAGGCCCAUGCUGCCCCAGGAGUACGCAGUGGAAGCCCACUUCAAGCACAAACCCUAGCACGAGACGGUCCUGGAGGCCUGAGGACUCCGGACUCACCAGACGUGGCAGGCGAGGCGGUGGCGGCGGCCGGCGGAAGGAGGGACCCGGCAGCCCCCGACGUGGCCAGGUGGGGCCUGAGCUUUAGCCGCUAGGACCUGUUUCUUUGGAACACCACUGGGAGCCGGCCCGGCCUGACCCCGCCGUGCUGCUGCCCCCGGUGUGACGCCCACGGCCCCCCACUCGCCUCCCCGCCCGCCAGACCACCUCCUCUGAGGCCCCCCCAGCUGCCGCCACCCACCUCCGCGGGACCCCACCCCUGACCAGGAGGCCGGGCUGCGGGGACAGAGGACCCGCCUGCAUGCCCCCAACCCCGCCGUGUCCCCUCACUCCCCCCACCCUCCCCCAACAAGUAUUUAUUGAACAUCCGCUGUCAGUUGUGGGGUCCCGGGGGCUGGCGUGGCAGACAGGGCCUGGCUCCCUCAGCAAGCCGACCCGCGUGUCCGCGGGGGUCCCGGAGGUCAGAGGCCCCGACAGCUGGAGCCCCCCGGGCCUGGGCCACAGGGCUGGCUGCACCCACCCCCGCCCCCAGCCUGGGCACUUCCCACGCCGGCUCCGGACUCAGCGCUGACAUGACCCGCCCUCCGCCUGCCCUCACGGUCUUCGAACCCUUGGAGGAUGGAGGCCCGGGUCGCCGCCCGGACCCCAGCGUGCCGCUCGCCGGUGGUUACCGCCACCGUGCCUCUCCCCGGGUGCCCUGGGGGGAUGGGGGACAUCUGUGAGAACAUACUUGGGGGAGGAGGUGAGGGAGGGAAGGAACCCUGUGUGGUGGAGAACUUGGGGGCAGGAUGUGCAUGGGGGUCCCGUCUCCCCAGGAAAUCAGUGUGUAGUUGAGGGCAUCACCUGCUGGGUUAUCUGGGCGGCGUCCUGUGUGGCUGAGAUGUGCUCCCAGGGGAGCCCUGGUCCAGCUGUUGGGACCAGGAGAGGGGCCCUGAGCCAGGGUGUCCCCCCCCACGUCACAUCUUGGAAUAAAGUGGGGGCUCUGGGCCCCCAGGAGGACCUGCCAGGAAAGGGACACCCCCAGGAGAGGGGCACGCAAGGGCCUCGGCCCGGCUGUGGGCGACACCCAAGGGAAUGAGGGAAGGCACCCUUCCUCUGAGCCCCCAUCAUCAUCUCCCCUCACAUCUGAGCGAGCGCCCACAGCUCAGACCCAUCGUGCACCUGGAUUCUGAGCAGGGACUGCAGGGUAAAAGGGGGAGCACAAGGCCCCUCUCCCC
Molecule: messenger RNA, 2470 nt
Organism: Balaenoptera musculus (blue whale)
Lineage: Eukaryota; Metazoa; Chordata; Mammalia; Artiodactyla; Balaenopteridae
Gene: ADAP1
Product: ArfGAP with dual PH domains 1
Exons: 11
Coding region: 90-1214 (374 amino acids)
Biological process (GO): positive regulation of GTPase activity
Cellular component (GO): intracellular membrane-bounded organelle; plasma membrane
Molecular function (GO): phosphatidylinositol bisphosphate binding; GTPase activator activity
Source: RefSeq, a predicted model, not a curated record